AUGCUAGUAUUCUGGUUACGUAUCUUUCUUACAAUGUCACUUCGCAACACUCUCGUCGCCGACGACACCGCUUCUGCUUCGUCACAGGGCGUCGCGAGCCGAGCGAGCAACCUCAAUGCCGUUCCCGACGACAUUCACCACCUCAUUCUCUCCGACAUCGCGGAUACAUCACCCGCAGACUUACUCAAUGUAGCACAGUCUUCCGAAGUCUUGCACCAUGCGGCGCUACCAUACAUAUACCGCAACAUCAUCUUGAACGGAGAGUCAACGGCAUACAAGACACUUGUGGAGAAGCUCUCCAAGCAUGAGCACGGUGACCUUACGAAGCACAUCCGCAGCAUCACCGUCAAAGACAAGGUACCAUCCGAAGACCUGGUUAUGAUACUCAACAAGACUUCGCGGCACAGGAAUCUUCGAUCGCUCAAGUAUGUUCCUUUAACCAUUUCAGAUGUCGAAACUAAGUCUCGUAGUUGGGAGACCUCCGCGCACAUACCUCCGGCAGUAUACGACAUCAUCCACGCGAUUGGGCCGAAGCCGGAGAUACGCGUUGUUGUCGUGGACCGGAAGAUGGCAAGGACCAUUCCCCAUCGUCAGAUGGACAUGAAGCUUCUGUCGUCUCCGCUUCUUGUUAGCUUGACCUACGAGGUAUACAUGCAGGGCUUCGCCCCCGAGCACCCUUGCCGAUCCGAGUGGCCCCGACUGUCCCAGGCACUGGCGACUGCUGGAAACGUUAGAUCUCUUCGGCUCCAAGUCUUGCAAGACGGUCACAACCUUUUCACACCCGAUACAGAGCCGGCGAAGAUACCGCGCCUCGAUCUCACCACCGGUAUGCGCCUACCUCUACUGGAGGAGAUGACUCUUCAGACUUUGAGAUACCAUGGCCAGACGGCGUACCUCUGGGACCUCGACUACUGUCGCAUGUUCCGCGAUGCUAUCGACUGUUCCCGACUGCGUAAGCUCGACUUCGGCGGCGAACAUCCCGCAAACUUUUUUUCUUGCUUCACGGGACUUUGCCCCAAGCUAAAAGUGCUGAGUUUUGGGAUGUGGGAGGGUGAUAAAUCGCCUGCGAAGCGGUUCAUUGAGUCGAUUGAUGCACUUGAACAUCUCGAUCUGUCACGAGCGCAAGCGGGUAUAGACGAUCUUUGGCCCGCUAUUGAGCAGCACAAGGAUACACUCGAGACAUUAAUCCUUAGGCCGACAUUCGAAGCAUACUGCCACAAGGUUGUUAUGCCCUUCAGCCGUUUGAAGGACAUCGCGCGAACAUUCCCUAGGCUCAAGCAUUUAGGCUGGGACGCACCCUGCGAACGCAACAUCGAUCCGCAACAUCUCGUCGCCCUAGUAGGGAUGAAUCUUACGAAGCUUGAUCUCUGGCUGCACAUUCCGCAAGAAGCAAACGACUACAGCGAAAAGCUCGUACAGGAUAUCUGGGGCAACAUCCCCCACCCCGAACUCAACAAAGAGAGUACUGUGGCAUCUGCGACCGGUAUUGCAGAUCGGCUUUUGGGGUCUGGGCAAGGUGCUUUCCAGUGGCUUACUCUUCAUCUCUCGCGAGAGGGGGCGUCGGAUCGCUGCCAGCCGUAUAUGAUGUACUCGAAGCUGCAACUUAGACUGAAUGGGCGUUCUAAAAGGACGCAUGGAGAAAAGUGGGAUGUGCGCGGUAAGCUGGACUGGUCUUAUGAACCCACUUUGGUGGAAGAUCUGCUUUUUGAGGAGAGGUAG
This is a messenger RNA of Alternaria novae-zelandiae, 1719 nucleotides long. RefSeq lists its product as uncharacterized. The transcript has 2 exons. The record is from RefSeq and is a predicted model, not a curated record. Lineage: Eukaryota; Fungi; Ascomycota; Dothideomycetes; Pleosporales; Pleosporaceae. Bases 1 to 1719 code for a protein of 572 amino acids.